AUGGCUACUGUGGGCCAUUCAGAAGUGUCAGACGCGUUGCAUCAUGACGAUGCAGCAGAAUUAAUGUCUAAUUCUGUUGUGAAGAAGGAGGAUGACGACUUUUCCGUGGCAGAAUCGUCAAUUGUGAAUGGGGAUUAUGAAAAAGACGCGACAAAAGACGACGGAACUUUCGGGCAAGUGCUUCCAGAACAGCCCACAAUGAAAAUCAUUGAGCGUAAAAUAAGCGGGUACGUUGGGUUCGCCAAUUUGCCUAAACAAUGGCAUAGAAAGUCGAUCAGACGUGGAUUUUCGUUGAACCUGCUUUGCGUCGGAAAGAAAGGUUUAGGGAAAACGACGCUCAUCAAUACUCUUUUCAACCAAGAGCUGCAGGACCCCGCGAGCGCUAAAGUCGAUGAUCAGCUAGCGAAUCUGAAGCUCGAAGACCCAGAAAAGGCUGGGGAAGCCCAGGAAACGCCUGUAAAACCCAAAGUGCAGAUCAACACGAUCUCGACGACAAUCGAGGAAAAUGGCGUGCAAUUGGCACUGAACGUUAUUGAUGCCGCUGGGUUUGGUGACGCUAUCGAUAAUACGGACGCUUGGGAGCCCAUUGUGCGCGAAAUAGAUUCGCGGUUCGAUCAGUAUUUGGAUGCCGAAAAUAGGAUCGACAGAACGUCGAUCCAGGACAACAGGAUACACGCUUGUGUGUAUUUCAUUGAGCCCUCGGGCCACUGCUUGUCCGAUUUGGAUUUGACUUUCUGCAAAUCCGUUCACGAGAAAUGUAAUUUGAUUCCGGUAAUUGCUAAGUCAGACAUUUUGACUGACGAAGAAAUUGAACAGUUCAAAAUUGUGAUCCGCAGUCAAUUACAAGAGGCCGGUGUCAACUUGUUCGAACCACCUCACUACUCGAUCGACGAUGACGAAACCGUGAAAAGUUCCAAGAGUUUGUCCUCAAAGAUACCAUUUGCCGUUGUUGGGUCCACCAAAGAAGUAGCGACGCCAGACGGAAGACAGGUGCGGGGUCGCCAAUAUCCAUGGGGUAUCAUUGAAGUCGACAACGCGGCUCACUCGGAUUUCGUGUAUCUGCGCGAUCUUUUGAUAAGGCAUUACCUGGAAGAGCUCCGUGAGAGAACUAGCAACGUGCUAUACGAACACUACCGAUCUGAAAAGCUCAGCAGCUUAGGAAUAAAGCAGGACAAUGCUGUGUUCAAAGAGUUUGACCCUACCAUGAGACAAAAGGAGGAAAAACAAUUACACGAAGCCAAACUUGCCAAGCUAGAAUCAGAGAUGAAGGCCGUGUUCCAACAGAAAGUCAGUGAGAAGGAGAAAAAACUUCAAAAAUCCGAAGCGGAAUUGUUUGCAAGACAUAAGGAAAUGAAGGAUAAGCUUACGAAGCAGCUAAAGGCUCUCGAGGACAAGAAAAGACAAAUUGAAAUGUCUAUGGCAAACCAAGCAAAUAACUCGCCAAUCCAACCAAAGAAGAAGGGCUUCUUGCGCUGA
Molecule: messenger RNA, 1476 nt
Organism: Lachancea mirantina
Lineage: Eukaryota; Fungi; Ascomycota; Saccharomycetes; Saccharomycetales; Saccharomycetaceae
Source: the annotation of a GenBank genome assembly